This is a messenger RNA of Ziziphus jujuba (common jujube), 945 nucleotides long. RefSeq lists its product as uncharacterized. Lineage: Eukaryota; Viridiplantae; Streptophyta; Magnoliopsida; Rosales; Rhamnaceae. The transcript is spliced from 4 exons. The coding region runs from base 104 to 523 and encodes 139 amino acids. The record is from RefSeq and is a predicted model, not a curated record.
GAUUAUUUUUCUCACACCCAUCUUAUUGCGGAGAUGUAAAAGGGAAAAAGAGAGGAUUGGCCUAAAAUUGCUCACAUCCCUCGUUUGGAUUUUGGGCCCCUCGAUGAUUCAGAAUCCUCUUCUGUCUCAGGGUCGUCCAAGUGGAAAAUCUUUGACAACUUUCGAGUACCCCAACUCUGUAACAAAUAAUGAAAUAAAUAUAUCACAAGCCAGGGUAAAUUUGGGCCCCCCAAAAGCCCACCACAGCAAAUACAAACCCAACACACCAGUCCAAAUUCAUGUUCACAUUUCCCAAACCUAUCACAUGAGAGCAGCUAGGAAGAACCAGAAGCGUUUUGCAUACAGAAGGGGAAGUAAGUGGCAGCCAUUCAAAACAAGGGACACAGGUGGGAACAAGCGGGGAAAUCAAGGAAUAUGCGUGCUGAAGAAGAAAAAGCGUGGGCAAGGACAAAUUAAGAAAGUGGAUGACAGCCUACUUAGCUCGUCAGGUCAUUACGAUAAUGGAGGAAGUAGGGACAGAUAACAAAAAGUGGACCAAAAAAAUAGCGCAGAGCCGUACAAAAAAGAUAGAAGCAAGAACUUUCGCUUAUUUCCAAAGCAUAGCCUUAUCUCUUUGCAAACUUUGAAGUACAAUUCCAAGAAACCAAUUAUGGAAGCAGUCCUCUCUGGCGUUGCUGAAGGGAUCGUUGGGUGAUUAGGCUCCGAAGCUGUCCGAGAAAUCGCGUUGCUUUGGGGUGUAAAUGAAGAGCUUGUAGGAGUCGAAGAGACCAUUUCAAUCAAAAAGAACAAGUGAAUAUCUAGAGCAUGCUUACUAAACUACAAAUCUUGUGGACCAUCCCUCAUGGGUUUGGGCUUCAACUUUUCAUUCUUGAUUGGAGCUGAAUUUUUAGCCCAAUUAUUGUUGUUGAAUAGACUCCAUUUAAAGACAGUGGUUGGUAGUACUAA